This is a messenger RNA of Paramecium pentaurelia, 653 nucleotides long. The record is from the annotation of a GenBank genome assembly. Lineage: Eukaryota; Ciliophora; Oligohymenophorea; Peniculida; Parameciidae.
AUGACUCCAAGUACAGUUUACAAUGGAUAGAAUAGUCGUAUACCCAACGGAAGAAAGCAAGUUUAAAUUGAAGUUAGUUCCGAUAAUGUCAUAUUUAUAGCAAAUGUUAGAAGGCAUUUGAUGAAUAUCAUCAAAACACAUAUCAUAUUUCAUUAGGCUUUAUUAGUAGUUACUUCAAAUAUAGAUAAUGAGAAGAUAAGUCAUGAUAAGAAAUAUCAUCUUGUUGAAUUUGAGGAUGAUAGCAAAGCUAAGUGUAAACAAAUUAAUAUAAGAAUAAAAAUAAUCGAAGGUACUUGAACGAAUUGACUAAAUUUGAGGAUGAAUUAUAUUGUUGGGAAAAAGUGUCAAUAAAGUAAUAGUUUGAUAUUGAUACAUUAAAUAUCACUGUAAAUUAAAUUAAAUAUAGAAUGUAAGAUUUUACAAAUUAAAAAGGACCAUAUCAUCUUUUUUUUAAUAAUAGUUAAUCUGUAGCAAAAUAAUUAACCAAAUAAUUAUUGUUAGAAAACAUUUAAGACAAAAAUAUCAUAUUUCUAGCAUUGUUUGUAAAAUAACAUUUGAUUUUAAAGAAGGAAUCAUCACCUCAUUCAGCCUUAUUGGUUGCUGCCUAGAAAUUUACUGAUAUAUCUAUCAAAUUAUUGAUGUUAUAUUGUUGA